This is a messenger RNA of Sordaria macrospora k-hell, 1068 nucleotides long. RefSeq lists its product as uncharacterized. The record is from RefSeq and is a predicted model, not a curated record. NCBI's taxonomy places the organism in Eukaryota, Fungi, Ascomycota, Sordariomycetes, Sordariales, Sordariaceae.
AUGUCAACAACAAUAGAAACCAUAGCCACCACGGCGACAGUGGUCGCUACAACAGCAGCCGCAGGCGCAUCAUCUAACACCUCUUCAUACUCAACAGAGCACAUCAAAGAACUCGUCAAAGACCUGCUCAUCGCCUCCCUCCAACCCAACAAGACAGUCAUCAUCACCGGCCUCCUAAUUGUCUUGCUCGUCCCUGUUAUUCUCCACCAAUACCUCCACGGGGACGAGUCCGGCUCUUCCUCCUCUUCCUCCUCUCUCCCGUCAAUCAUACUCGCCGGUCCUUCAGGCGCAGGCAAGACCGCCCUUUUGACUCUCUUUGAGAAGCGCGCCGGCCGCAAGACCUCCCCUUCUUCAACCGAUGAAAAGACCGCGAGCGGCGCCGAGCCAGCAUUAACACACACCUCCCAAACGCCCGUCUCCGUUGAACUCAACGCCGCCUCCUUCUCCUCCUCCGACGAAGACAGGAAGCCCAGAAAAUUCCUCCUAAUCGACACACCAGGCCACCCCAAGCUGCGCUCCACGGCGCUCAACCACUUGCUCCCUCUCGACCCUAAGACCGGCCGUCCUCUUCCUCCUAGCAAGACCAGCCACAUAAAAGGCGUUUUGUUCCUCCUCGACGCAUCCACCUUGUCCCCAUCCUCGCCCGACUCUUCCUUGUCACAAACAGCCACUUACCUGUACGACCUCCUCCUGGCGCUACAACACCGUUAUUCAAGGCACAGCAAGGGGAGCAAACACCCCCCUUCCAUUCCCGUGCUCAUUGCGGCGAACAAGCUGGAUCUGUUUACUGCGUUGCCUGCGACGCUGGUGAAGAAGGAGUUGGAGGCUGAGAUUGGAAGGAUUCGUGUUAGCAGAAGCAAGGGACUUUUGGAUUCGGGAGUGAAGGAAGAUGUGGUAGAUGAGAAGGAGGAAGGGGAUGAUUGGUUGGGGGAGUACGGGAGUGAGAAAUUUGAGUUUAGGCAGAUGCAAGAGUUUGAUAUCGAGGUGGAGGUUGUGGGUGGGAGCGUCGCUGGAACGGAAGGGCCGGGGGUGGAGGGGUGGUGGAGGUGGGUUGUUGAGAGGGUUUAA